UGUCCACGCGCCGCCAUGUUGUGUGAGGACGUCACCAAGCCGGAAGUGCUCAGUGUUUGUGCGGCUGCUCGCGGACGGAGGCUCGCGACUAAAACAUCUGUCCAGCUGUUCCUGCGCGCGGACCAUGGACGGGAACCAGAGACCAGACGCUCUGAGAACAUGAGCUCCUCCCACCUGUGUCCAGUGGAUGGCACCGACAGGCUGUGUGCUCCGUCCCGGGUCCUUCACCUGCGCCAGCUUCCUGCUGACGUCUCUGAACAGGAAGUUGUGUCUCUGGCCGCGCCGUUUGGUCGAGUUGCUAAACUGAUCGUACUGAAGGCCAAAAACCAGGCAUUUGUGGAGAUGGCGUCCGAGGACGCCGCCGCCGCCAUGAUGAACUACUACACCACAGCCACGCCCUCCAUCAGGAACCAGCCUGUCUUCAUCCAGUACUCCACCCACCGCGAGCUCAAAACCGACAACUCCACCAAUCAGAGAGCUCAGACAGCACUGCACUCUGGGAACAUGGCGUCAAGCGGAGAGGGGCGGGGCUUAGCUCUGGCUCAGCGUCCUGUUCUGCGAAUCAUCAUUGAGAAUUUAUUUUACCCGGUGACCCUGGAGGUGCUGCAGCAGAUCUUCAGUAAGUUCGGCUCGGUGUUGAAGAUCAUCACCUUCACCAGAAACAACCAGUUCCAGGCUCUGCUGCAGUUCAGCGACGCCGUGCACGCUCAGCACGCCAAGGCCGCUCUGGACGGCCAGAACAUCUAUAACGGUUGUUGUUCUCUGAGGAUCGAUUUCUCCAAACUGUCGUCUCUGAACGUGAAGUACAACAACGACAAGAGUCGGGAUUUCACGCGCGCCGACCUGCCGACGGGCGAGCUGGAGCCGCCCGCCGCCUUCGGUGUGGCGUUACCCCCGUACAGCGCCGCCGCGUUCCCGCCCACCUUCCACCAACACACAGGCGUCUCCAUGGCGACCGUCCCCAGCUCCUUGGUGUCUCCUCCUCGGGUUGCGCUCCACAUGGCGCCUCCUGCUGGGAACUCAGUGUUGCUGGUGUCCAACCUGAACCCAGAGAGUGUGUCUCCUCAUUGCCUCUUCAUCCUGUUUGGAGUUUACGGCGACGUGCAGAGAGUGAAAAUUCUAUUCAAUAAACAAGAAAAUGCUUUGAUUCAGAUGAGCGAUGGAACGCAGGCUCAGCUAGCCAUGAGUCACCUGAACGGCCAGCGUCUCCAUGGUAACGUGAUCCGGGUGACCCUGUCCAAGCACCCGGUGGUGCAGCUGCCCCGGGGGGGGGUGGGGCCGGAGGAGCAGGCGCUGACCCGGGACUUCUCCGGCUCCGCCCUCCACCGCUUCAAGAAGCCCGGCUCCAAGAACUUCAACAACAUCUUCCCUCCGUCGGCCACGCUGCACCUGUCCAACAUCCCCUCCUCCGUCAGCGAGGAGGCGCUGAAGGAGCUCUUCUCCUCCAGCGGCUUCACCGUCAAGGCCUUCAAGUUUUUCCAGAAGGACAGGAAGAUGGCGCUGCUGCAGCUGUCGUCGGUGGAGGAGGCCAUCGAGGCGCUGGUGGAGCUGCACGACCGUCAGCUGGACCACAACCAGCACCUCCGCGUGUCCUUCUCCAAGUCCACCAUCUGACCUCCUGACAUCCGAUUGGCUCCUGGCCCGGCGCCCUCUCCUGAUUGGCUGAUCUGUGGUUGUGUUUGUGAUCUCAGACUUUCUUCUGUGCCUUAUUUUCCAGGAUUUUCUGUCUGUGGGUUUCGGGUUUCGGGUUUCGGGUUUCGGGACGACUUCGUACUUGUUCCAGCUUCUUCUUUUGUUUUUUUUUAACAGUUUUUUAACUUUGUGAAAACUAUUUGUUGUUCUCUGAUUUGUUGUGGGUCUAAGUUUUUUAAAUCCUGAAUGUAUUUAUACUGUCCAGCAGGUGAUGCUCUGGAAGCCCCGCCCACCUGUCGCACCGGUGACUGUGUAUUUAUAUGUGUGUGUGUGUGUGUGUGUGUGUGUGUGUGUGUUUGUGUGUAUGUGUUUGUGUGUGAGUGUGUGGGGGGGGUCAAGGUAAAUUGUUAUUGAUUGAACUUUUUAAAGAAAAAUAUUUUAAUGAGAAACAGAACAGGAAGCUGCUGAUCUGGUUUGACCUUUGACCUUCCUCCAGAAUAAAUUCAGUUCCUCGCCUGGAAUCCUUCGUUUCUGUAGCAACAGGAAAUCUGAUUUUAAACAUGUUCAGGUGGGCGGGGCCAAACGCAGCGUGCCUUCUAAUUGGACCAAUUCAUUCUCUCACUUUGACAUCACUUCCUGUUUGGACCACCAUGUUUAGUUAGUAGCUCCUGAUGUAGCCCCGCCCAUUUCACACCUGUCUGAUUUUUGACCGAUUCUUCAACAAUUUGCAUUUUUGUUUUCUUUGAUGAUAAAGUCUGUUUUGGCGACAGGAAGUCCUCCCUCCUGCGCCUUUCACGAUGAGGCGACUGUGUUUUGUUUGAAGCUGAAUGUAACGUCGUCGUGGUGCAUUGUGGGUGCAGGGGGCGGGGAGCAGUGCAUGCUGGGAAACAUGCUGUUAUUUAUGGGGGUGGUAGCAUGAAUAAAGAGAACCAGCUGUGA
This is a messenger RNA of Salarias fasciatus (jewelled blenny), 2571 nucleotides long. RefSeq names its product polypyrimidine tract-binding protein 3-like. Gene Ontology annotation, molecular function: RNA binding. Lineage: Eukaryota; Metazoa; Chordata; Actinopteri; Blenniiformes; Blenniidae. The record is from RefSeq and is a predicted model, not a curated record. Gene Ontology annotation, biological process: mRNA processing. Bases 16 to 1614 code for a protein of 532 amino acids. The transcript has 14 exons. Gene Ontology annotation, cellular component: nucleus.